CGUCUCGCCGCUGAGGCGUUUCUACCCUCUCGGUGAGGUGCUGAGGUAAAUCAUGGCGGCGGAAAAGCGCGCUGAGGGGAGCGUGUUGGGAGGCGGCGGCGGCGGCGAGUCCCAGGAGGCGCCAGGCCCGCUGAGCCGGCUGGACAUCCGGCGCUACUCCCGGCAGCUGGUUCUCCCGGAGCUGGGCGUGAGCGGCCAGCUGCGGCUGUCGGGCUCCUCGGUGCUGGUGGUGGGCUGCGGAGGGCUGGGCUGCCCGGUGGCUCAGUACCUGGCGGCGGCGGGCGUGGGGCGCUUGGGCCUGGUGGACCCGGACGUGGUGGAGCUGGACAACCUCCACAGGCAGGUGCUGCACCGGGAGAGCCGCCUGGGCACCCCGAAAGCGCGCUCGGCGGCCUCGGCGCUGGGGGAGCUCAACUCCCGGGUGCGCUGCGUGCCUUACGAGCUGGCCCUGUCGCCCAGCAACGCCCUGCAGCUGGUCCGAGACCACGACGUGGUGGCCGACUGCUCGGACAACGUGCCCACUCGAUACCUGGUCAACGACGCCUGCGUCCUGGCCGGGAAGCCCCUGGUCUCCGGCAGCGCUCUCAGGCUCGAAGGGCAGCUGGCGGUGUACAACCACCGAGGGGGCCCCUGCUACCGCUGCCUCUUCCCCAAGCCGCCCCCUCCGGAGACGGUCACCAACUGCGCCGACGGAGGGGUCCUGGGGGUCGUGCCUGGCAUCCUGGGUACCCUCCAGGCCUUGGAAGUGAUCAAGAUCGCCUCGGGCAUGGGUGCCAGGAGCCACGGGUCCAUGCUGCUCUUCGACGCCCUGGAAGGCAGGUUCCGCCACAUCAAGCUGAGGCCCAGGGACCCCAGGUGCGCUGUGUGCGGGGACCACCCCACCGUGACCGCCCUCCAGGACUACGAGGAGUUUUGCAGGUCGUCGGCAACGGACAAGUGCCGGGCGCUGCACCUGUUGAGCGGCGAGGAGAGGGUGUCCGUGGAAGAGUACAAAAGGGUCCUGGACAGCCGGGCUCCUCACGUGCUGGUGGACGUGCGCCCGCCGGUGGAAGUGGACAUCUGCCGCCUGCCGCAUUCCCUCCACGUGCCCUUAAGUAAGCUGGAAGGAGGAGAUGAAGGAUCCUUGAAGUCCUUGCAGGAGAGGAUACAUGAAGCGAGGCAAGGGGCGGACGACAGCACGGCUCUCCCCCUUUACGUGGUCUGCAAAUUGGGAAAUGACUCUCAGAAGGCUGUGCGAAUAUUGCAGGGGUUGUCUCAGAAUGGACUUGGUCCCAUUUCUGUCAAGGAUAUCAGGGGAGGGCUGAUGGCGUGGGCUAGCAAAAUUGACGAAGAGUUCCCCCAGUAUUGAUGUUUUCUAAGAGCGAUAGCGUUUUGUUUUUAUUCAAGUGUUUCAUUGAUCACUCUCGUGGCUGAAAAUAUUUGUAAUACUCCUGCAGAAGACUUUUUGGAAUAUGUGAAAUUUCUUUUUUAGGAAAAAAAGUUAUUAUUAUUAUUAUAAAAGACAAAUGUGUGUGCACGUCAAUUUGUUAAAAAGUUGUAUGGGGUUGUAGCCAAUGCUAGUCAUGGUCAGAGGAGACCCAAUGGAAUUAAUGGACAUCACUAACUUAGGCCUUUUACUUUUAAUGGAUCUACUGAUGAGAAAAUCUUAGAUGCAACUCACAUCGUUUCAGAAGAAUCGCUUCCUUAAUAAGCUAGUUUAUUUACAUCU
This is a messenger RNA of Podarcis muralis (Common wall lizard), 1708 nucleotides long. RefSeq names its product molybdenum cofactor synthesis 3 (gene MOCS3). The record is from RefSeq and is a predicted model, not a curated record. Gene Ontology annotation, cellular component: cytoplasm; cytosol. Gene Ontology annotation, biological process: tRNA wobble position uridine thiolation; protein urmylation. Gene Ontology annotation, molecular function: adenylyltransferase activity; thiosulfate-cyanide sulfurtransferase activity; URM1 activating enzyme activity. NCBI's taxonomy places the organism in Eukaryota, Metazoa, Chordata, Lepidosauria, Squamata, Lacertidae.